UUAUGUAUCUUACCUAAUCGUGACGGUGUUAAUAGAGCCUCAUAUUGAUAGAUGAGAUGAUAAUUUAUCUACUUGAACGAUCAUCGUUUUCUAAAUUAUCUUUCAUGACUGAGUCAGAUUUAAAGUCUAUCUAUUUUAAUAGUAAGUCCACAUCGAUAAACCUGACCUACUAUAUGUUACAUCAAGAAAAAGCGGAUUCAGAUGACUCCGAUAUACUCAAAACACUAAAUCCGCCCCUACCUUCAUGCUCUCUCUCUCACACACACUCACACACUCUUCUAUUACUUCAUCUAUCCACUAUUUUCCAUUGUUUUCAUAUCAUAAAACACAAACUUUCAUCUCUCUCUACCUUCUACCUUCAACAACAACAACCAAAAAAAAUGGACAUCCUAAUGAACUUCCUUCCAAUUUCUUCUAAAAAAGCAUUACUUUUUAUCAUACUCCUCUUUUGCAUGGUAUCUACUCCAUUAAAAGCGGUGGUAAAAAGCACUGUUUCUUCUUCUUCUUCUUCAUCUGCUGCUUCUUCUGAUCAACGCGAUUUGAUCACAUACUUCAAAUCCACAAGAACUUUACUACCAAACCCUAUAAACAUACCCCUUCAAAACCAAUCAAGAACAUCAAAAAUAAACCUCUUUACCUCAUCAUCAUUGGAUUGUUCAUCAACAUGGAACCAAGAAUGUUCAAAUGAAAUUCUCAAAAUUGCUCAUAAAAAAGAACAUGUUCAUUGGAUUAAAUCAAUUAGGAGAAAAAUACAUGAACAUCCUGAACUUGCUUUUCAAGAAUAUCAAACUAGCAAAAUUGUUCGUCAAGAAUUGAACAAGUUAGAAAUUUCUUAUAAGUUUCCGAUGGCUACCACCGGAAUCCGAGCUGUCAUCGGCUCCGGCCAACCACCAUUUGUCGCUCUCCGAGCUGACAUGGAUGCCCUCCCAAUUCAGGAAGCUGUUGAGUGGGAACAUAAGAGCAAAAUUGAUGGUAAAAUGCAUGCUUGUGGCCAUGAUGCUCAUGUGGCUAUGCUCCUUGGUGCGGCUAGAAUUUUAAAAGCUCGUGAGAAGAAUUUAAAGGGGACAGUGAUUCUAAUAUUUCAACCAGCAGAAGAAGCAGGGAAUGGAGCAAAAAGUAUGAUAAAAGAUGGAGCAUUGGAAAAUGUGGAAGCAAUAUUUGCUGCACAUGUAUCACAUCAACAUCCAACUGGUGUAAUUGGUUCAACAAGAGGUGCAUUACUUGCUGGCUGUGGUUUUUUUAGAGCUGUCAUUAAUGGAAAAACAGGUCAAGCUAGCAGUCCCCACCACUCAAUUGACACUCUACUUGCUGCUUCUGCUGCUGUUAUCAGCUUGCAAAGCAUUGUUUCUCGUGAAUCUGAUCCAUUGGACUCUCAGGUGGUGUCAGUAACAUCUUUCAAUGGUGGAGAUAGUCUUGAUGUGAUACCAGAAACAGUUACACUUAGUGGCACUUUCAGGGCUUUCUCAAGAACCAAUUUUUAUCAGCUUCUUAAAAGGAUAAGAGAGGGCCUAUUAAGGUGGCACCGCUCCCAACAGAAUUUUCUCCAUACGCAGGAUCGAACCCUCGACCUCUGAUUAGGGGUGGAGCAGCCUAUCCACUGCACGACAACUCAUGUUGAUAUGUUACACCAUAUAUAUAUAUAAGGAGGAAAGUCCUUUCACCAAUUUUGUAAUUAAUUGGAAAAAAUAAAGAUCCCAUAUCCAAAACAGUAGAAAAAGACAACAUAUAUAAGAAAAACGUGCAUACUAAAAUCUUUUAGUAUAUGGUCACUUAGCUAUUGAAAAAUAGUUUAAUAUUCACUCAAUUAUUGGAAUCCAAUAUUUUCAAACAUUCUAUUUCACUAUAGUAAUAUUUUGAGUCACCUUUUCUGUUAUAAAACAAAGAAAGUGACUGUUUAUACUGUAUUGUUGUCAAUAAUUGAGUGACUUUUCUAUUAAAAAAUUAAAAAAAAUGAACAAUUUCCUAUACUUGAGUUGAUUAUAUAAGCAAUCAACUCCCUCAUUUUUGCAACUAGUGUAGGUUUCAACUUUCAAAGUACUCCUGUAGUGAAAUUUGUUUGUCCUAAUUUUCUUUUUUAAUCAGUUUUAAAAAAGAAUAUUCUUUUUCUUUUUUUGAGAAAAUACACUAUUUUCACCUGAACGAUACACACUCCAACUUAAAGGGGGUCUUAUUAUCCUUGAACUAAUUAAAACCGUAUUUGUGGCACCCUUAGUGCCUACAUGGUAUAUACGUGGCACACUGCGUGAAUCAACACAUUGAAGGUCCACGUAAAAAGGCACACGUAUGUGCCACGUAGGUACUAAGGUUGUAAAAAAUACGGUUUUAAUUAGUCCAGGGAUAAUAGGACCCUCUUUGAGUUCGGAUGUGUCUCAGCAAUUUCGAUUAUAGUUCAGGGUGAAAACAGUGCAUUUACUCUUCUUUUUUUUGCAACUUUUUAAGUUCAACGUUUCACGUAACAUAUCUCUAUUUUAAGUUCAACGUUUCACGUAACAUAUCUCUAUCUACAAAAUUAAGGGACAUUUUGACACCCUCGACAUAUCUUUAGAUUAGGACCACAAAAUUUAGAUGUCUGAUUUACUUUCUUAAACGCCGUAUAAAGUCGAAAUCAGACUCACAAUUUAAAUAGAGGGAGUAAUUUCUUAGGUCUAGGAUGUUCCUACCACACAAUGCACUUUGUAUUACUCCAUCCAUUUAAGUUCUUACGACAGAUUUUGACUGAACACGAAAUUUAAGAAUAAGAAAAAAAAAUAGAACUUGUGGUUAAAUAUUGCAUGAGAUUUCGGUGGUGGCUAGAAAAUAUGUCAUUCUUUUUUAAACGGAUUAAUAAGGAAGCAAAAGAGUACAUUGUAAUAAUCCACACUUAAAAACUUUUUUUAA
Molecule: messenger RNA, 2877 nt
Organism: Capsicum annuum
Lineage: Eukaryota; Viridiplantae; Streptophyta; Magnoliopsida; Solanales; Solanaceae
Product: IAA-amino acid hydrolase ILR1-like 6
Exons: 5
Coding region: 57-1574 (505 amino acids)
Biological process (GO): auxin metabolic process; jasmonic acid metabolic process
Cellular component (GO): endoplasmic reticulum
Molecular function (GO): IAA-Ala conjugate hydrolase activity
Source: RefSeq, a predicted model, not a curated record